GAGAGCAAAGGGGGGCGGGAACUAUCUUGGCGGUUUUGUAAUCUUCGCUGUCGCGCUUCCAGUCACGUCUCCAGCUGUGUGUGUUUUGUAAGCAACGGACAGGAAACAAAGGUAACGUUAGCGUAUGUACCGGUCGACCUUUGAACCGCGGAGGAGUUACACAACAUAGCUAGUCGGAAUAAAUGAUCCGGUGACCUACCGGCUGCGUCCCACUCUGUUUGUCUCCGACUGGGAGUGACCGCAGAGAUAAGGCGGCCCUGCCCGCUCCGUCCGCUUCUAUCUGAGCCCAGCAGCGCGCGGUUCGAACCGACUGACGAACAUGUGGAUGCCUAUGAUUGGACUCACCGCCCUCCCACACCUGGGGGGGCUUUACGGCGGUUACAUCACACGCAAAGAGGUGAAGACCUGGUACACGACCCUGCAGAAACCGUCCUGGCGUCCACCGAAUGCCGCGUUCCCUGUAGUGUGGACGACUCUGUACACGGGCAUGGGCUACGGUUCCUACCUUGUGUGGAAAGAACUGGGAGGUUUCACUGAGGAUGCAAUGGUUCCACUGGGACUUUAUGGGCUGCAGUUGGCUCUAAACUGGGCCUGGACUCCUAUUUUCUUUGGUGCACACAAGAUAAAAUGGGCGUUGAUCGAGCUUUUGUUCCUUGCUGGGACUGUCGGCGCCACCAUGUGGUCAUGGUAUCCUAUCAGCCGCACUGCCUUUCUCCUCAUGGUGCCCUACCUGUCCUGGCUGGGUGUUGCCACUUCCCUCAACUACUGCAUAUGGAGAGACAACCCUGAGAAGAAGGAAGAGUAGCAGACUAUUUUUUGUGCUAUGAAGGAACAACCUGACUUCAGAAUCAAGUGAAUGUCUUCGAAUCAUUUUUCUAAGUAAUAAAAUUUCAGCAUUAUAAAACUGCUUGGCUUUUGGUUCAUAUUAAGCUAUAGUCAUUGUGUAACAGCUCUCUAAAUAUUUAUUAGGGCAGUUUGAAGUUCCCUAUCAUUCAUUAAAUGACUAACUUUCUUGUUAAUUUUUACAAAAUAAUUGUAUUUUUCCAAGUCAAAAAAAAUAAAUAUAUAAAUCAG
Betta splendens (Siamese fighting fish) is the source of this 1074-nucleotide messenger RNA. It is a transcript of the gene tspo, whose product is annotated as translocator protein. Lineage: Eukaryota; Metazoa; Chordata; Actinopteri; Anabantiformes; Osphronemidae. The record is from RefSeq and is a predicted model, not a curated record. Gene Ontology annotation, cellular component: mitochondrial outer membrane. The coding region runs from base 320 to 805 and encodes 161 amino acids. The transcript is spliced from 4 exons.